UUUCUCUUUCUCUUUCUCAAGCUCUCUCUCUCUCUCUUCCUCGCUCACACCCAGCGACUCUCUCUCUCUCUUCUCCGGUUUCUCCGUUCGCCGGGACUUUUCCGAAGAGGGAGAGAGAAAAUAAAACCGAUUCACUCUUCUUUGCUCGACGAUUAGCUUCCCUUAUUGGGAUUUGAAGAUUUUUUGAGUGGUUAUUUAUGGUAAUGUGGGUUUGAUUAGCUCGCUAAAGCUCUUCGCUCAUGGAUUCUUCUCUCGAUGGAGCUGCAGGUGACUCGUCGAAAUGCAGUGGAAUGAGUGUUGAUGAGAAGAGACAGCUUGUUUAUGAACUGUCCAAGGAAUCGCAUUUAGCUUCUGAAGUCUUGCAGGCAUGGAGCCGCCAAGAGAUUCUACAGAUCUUAUGCGCAGAAAUGGGAAAAGAAAGAAAAUAUACUGGCUUGACCAAAGUCAAGAUCAUCGAGACCCUUUUGAAAAUUGUAUCCGAGAAAAACUCUGGAGAGAAUGAAGGGAAGAAGAGAGAUUCUGAUUGUUUGCCUAUUCAGAGAAACACAAAGAGACAAAGGAAGGUUGAUAAUCCUACUCGUUAUGUGGUUCCAACAAGCAACAAUGCCUCAGCGAGUUGCAACUCGGUUAAUACUAAAGGUGAGGAGAAAACUAUCUACUGUAACAAUUUGGCUUGCCGGGCCAUAAUGAGACGGGAAUACUCGUUUUGCAGAAGGUGUUCUUGUUGCAUCUGUCGCAAGUAUGAUGAUAACAAAGAUCCUAGUCUUUGGUUGACAUGCAGCUCAGAUCCUCCAUAUGAGGGUGAUUCUUGCGGAUUCUCGUGUCAUCUUGAAUGUGCUUUCAAGAGUGAAAAAUCCGGUCUUGCAAAAGACAAGCAGAGCGAGGGAUGCUGCUUCUACUGUGUCUCUUGCGGUAAACCAAACAGCUUGCUUGAAUGUUGGAAGAAGCAAUUGACGAUCGCUAAAGAAACCAGAAGGGUAGAUGAACUUUGUUACCGUCUUUUCUUACUCCAGAAACUUCCAAAGGGCUCGACUAAAUACCAAAACCUGCGUGAGCUUGUGGAUGAAGCUGUGAAGAGUCUUGAAGCUGAUGUGGGUCCUCUCACUGGUCUCCCUAUGAAAAUGGGUAGGGGAAUUGUGAACAGACUUCAAUCGGGACCCGAAGUGCAGAAACUUUGCUCUUCUGCUCUUGAAUCUCUUGAAACUUUAGAAACUACACCUCCUGAAGUUGCUGCAUUGCCUUCACCUCGCUGCUCCAAGAUGCAGCACGAUUGUUCUUACGGAUUGAGCAACGAGAUAUCUGCAGAUACAGCAACCACAGUAUCAACCAAGAUCAGAUUCGAGGAUGUUAACGCGACUUCGCUCACAGUGGUUCUCGCCUCUAAUGAAGUCGGCUCACCUGCAAACAUCGUUCAUUACAGUAUUUGGCAUCGUAAGGUCACUGAGAAAGAUUACCCCGAGAAAUCUACUUGCACAUUGUUUACUCCAAACACAAGAUUUGUUGUCUCUGGAUUAGCUCCAGCUUCAGAGUAUUGCUUCAAAGUUGUGUCCUUUAGCGGAACCAGAGAAGUGAGCGUGGACGAAAUCAAUGUUUUGACGCGUAGUAGCCCUGAAGAAGGAGCGAAUUGCUCUUCGGUAGUAGAAAGAAGCGAAAGCCCUCUCACAAACUGCAGCACAUUGUCUUCGAACCCUUCUUCUGUUGAAGCUGAAUCCAACAACGGUUACAUUGUUCCUCAGAACGUAUCGCAGAACGACAAAAAAGAUUCUUCUUUGACUGAUGAAAACGCUGCAAAAAGAGGGAAGAGGACAACUGAAUCAGAGACUGCACAGAUUGAGAAAAACGCUGAACAGAUUGUGUUGUUGGAUGAGGAAGAAGAAGAAGCUGUUCCGGAUAAGAACGGGAAAACUCCAGUCCCUGUUACUACGACAAAUCUUGUCAGUAACCGAAACAGUUCAGAUGCGAGCUUGCCCAUUACUCCCUUCAGGUCAGACCAAACCAAGAACCGUCAAGCGAGAAACGGGAAAUCGGUUAAAGAAAACGGUAAUAAUAACGGCGAUCAUCAUUCAGCAAACGGAGGAUCAGAGAGUGGAUUAGAGCAUUGUGUGAAGAUUAUAAGACAGCUUGAGUGUUCAGGACACAUAGAAAAGGAUUUCAGACAGAAGUUUCUGACUUGGUAUAGCUUAAGAGCGACGCCACAAGAGAUUAGAGUUGUGAAGAUAUUCAUCGACACGUUUACUGAUGAUCCCGUGGCUUUAGCUGAGCAGCUCAUUCAUACUUUCAACGACCGCGUUUCGGUCAAGCGUUCUGCGAUUGGCGGCGGUGCGUCUGCGGUUGUUCAGUCUGGAUUCUGUAUGAAGUUGUGGCAUUAGGAGAUGGAGAUUUGGGUUUUAUCGGGUUUAAUUUAUUAAGUUCUUUAAUUAGCUUCUCUCUGGUCUUUCUGAAACCAUUUUCAAAACUUUAUUUAUCAUUAUUGGGAAAUUUGCAUUAUUGGAACAUUUCCAUGCAAGAACAAUACUGUUGGUAUCGAAUAGAUUGUAGCUUAUCUUCCGUUUUGGUUUU
Messenger RNA from Eutrema salsugineum, 2559 nucleotides. RefSeq names its product VIN3-like protein 2. The record is from RefSeq and is a predicted model, not a curated record. Lineage: Eukaryota; Viridiplantae; Streptophyta; Magnoliopsida; Brassicales; Brassicaceae. Gene Ontology annotation, biological process: epigenetic regulation of gene expression; vernalization response. The coding region runs from base 240 to 2369 and encodes 709 amino acids. The transcript is spliced from 5 exons. Gene Ontology annotation, molecular function: protein binding.